Molecule: messenger RNA, 1557 nt
Organism: Tachysurus vachellii
Lineage: Eukaryota; Metazoa; Chordata; Actinopteri; Siluriformes; Bagridae
Product: carbonic anhydrase 4-like
Exons: 11
Coding region: 25-1557 (510 amino acids)
Cellular component (GO): plasma membrane
Molecular function (GO): zinc ion binding; carbonate dehydratase activity
Source: RefSeq, a predicted model, not a curated record
GGAAAGUUCUGGAAAUCAUCCAAUAUGACGCGUCUGCUUUUGAUUUCUCUUCUAGCUUUAGUUUUUAAAUCCUGCAUUUGUGAGGAUUGGUGCUACCAGUCCCAGAUGUCCUGUGAACAGCCUUGCAAAGGGCCAGCAGCUUGGAAUGAGGUGAAUGCUGUUUGUGGUGGUAAUAAACAAUCUCCCAUCAACAUAGUGACCAAAAAGACUAAGAAGGAGUCCAGUCUUACCGCAUUCAAAUUCACUGGCUACAGACAGCCGUUUACCAGCACUUUGAAGAAUAACGGGCAAACUGUUUAUCUGGACAUUCCUUCUGGAGCCACUUUGAGUGGGGGAAAUCUCUCAAACACCUAUAAUGCUGUCCAGUUGAAGUUCCACUGGGGCAGCAGUAGCAGCCCUGGGUCUGAACACACCCUUGAUGGAGAACAUUAUCCCAUGGAGCUGCACAUCCUGCAUAUAAAGAACAAAUACCUUACAGUAGAUGAAGCACUGAAUGACGUAACUGGACAAGCAAUCUUGGGAUUCUUCUUUGAGGAGUCAGCCACUGAAAACACGGAGUAUAGUACCUUCAUUGCAGCUGUAACUAAGGUGCAAGAUGCAGAAAGCCACACAGAUCUUAACAUCUCCUUGAACACACUGAUCCUGUCUGAGAUGAAGCUGAGGGACUACUAUCGUUAUGAAGGCUCUCAAACCAUCCCGGGCUGUUCUGAGUCAGUGAUAUGGACCAUGUUUAAGGAGCCUAUUCCACUUAGCAAAGCUCAGCUUGCGGCCUUUUUCGACCUGAAGUCUAAAGAUGGUAAGCCAUUGGUGAACACAUUCAGACCAGUGCAGCCUCGGAAAGGUCGGGUUGUGUAUAGAUCCCACUCUGGUGCAGCUGAAUCUGUUGUAGUGUUAAGCUUCACUCUCAUUCUGUUGAGUUGUGAACCUGCUUUUGUGAAGAGCACAGGGCGCCAGUGGCGAAUUUGCCAAUCUCGGUGUUCUCAGGCAAAUGCCAAACGUCCUGUGUUGGGCUGUAAACGCAACCCCCACCUGUGGACGUCGGGCCCUCAUACCACCCUCAUGGACUGGAAGAGGACUCCAGUGUCAACCUUUGACACUCUGAUGAACUCCAUGCCCAAGAUGGUUAAAGCAGUGCUGGAAAAUAAUGUUGCUGCUUAUCAGGAUACCAAGAAACUACAAACUAAUUUAUCAUGCACUCUGACACUGGAGACUAAGAGUCAGAGUCUAUUGUUUGAGGACUCCAUCAGUGUUUAUGCAGCACUGCACAAAAUCAGUUUUUUUGCAGAACUGCACGCCAUCAGUGUUUAUGCGGAACUGCACGCCAUCAGUGUUUAUGCAGCACUGCACACCAUCAGUGUUUAUGCAGAACUGCACGCCAUCAGUGUUUAUGCAGAACUGCACGCCAUCAGUGUUUAUGCUGAACUGCACGCCAUCAGUGUUUAUGAGGAACUGCACGCCAUCAGUGUUUAUGCAGCGCUGCACGCCAUCAGUGUUUAUGCGAAACUGCAUGCCAUCAUUGUUUAUGCGAAACGACACGCCAUCAGUGUUUAUGCAUAA